AAGCUGCCAGCAUCUCAACCAUAUCUCCUUCCUACCAUCUCCACAGUCUCUCACUCUCUCCUCCUUGCACAAACUUCCCUCAGAAAACAGUUACAUUUUAAUCGUUAUUCUUGAAUUUCUCAUCCUAAAUUUUGAGUCUUUGAACCCAUUUACUCUGCCCAGAUAAUGUUAUGAAUUUCCAGUAAAAGUUGCUACAAAUUACAAUGGCUGCAUUUUGCAGCGGCGGGCAAGUUUGUUCAUUUCCUCUAUUUUCUGUUCGAAGGUCUUGUCCAAGUGCUACCCACCUUAAUAAGAAAAAAGGAAAUUGUCAGAUAUCUUUUGAUGAUGGUGGAUAUUCUUUUGGGAAUGUCAAACAAUCAGCAAGAGCAAGAACCUCUGAAAGAUGUCAGUGGGAAUCCAUCAAGUGUGAGAAGAAGAAUCCUGAUUAUAGUUGUGACCAGGAAAACAAAGAUGUAUCUCGAGCUACCUUGAUAUGGAGAGCCAUAAAGUUACCCAUAUACUCUGUUGCAGUAGUUCCACUUACGGUGGCCAGUGCUUCUGCCUACCUGCAAACAGGCCAAUUUUCGAUGCUGCGCUACCUUGGGCUCCUGAUCUCAUCCAUUUUUAUUAUCACAUGGCUUAACUUAAGCAAUGAUGUGUAUGAUUUUGACACAGGAGCAGAUAAAAACAAGAAAGAAUCAGUUGUGAACAUUGUUGGAAGCCGAACAGGGACCCUUGUUGCUGCCAAUCUGCUACUGGCUUUUGGUUUUGUGGGUCUGACUGGGUUAGCUUUGGUGGCUGGGAAUGUGCGUUCAUUACUGCUAUUGUUAUGUGCAGUCAUGUGUGGCUAUGUGUACCAGUGUCCACCUUUUCGAUUAAGUUACCAAGGAUUGGGAGAGCCGCUGUGCUUUGCAUCAUUUGGCCCAUUUGCUACUACAGCGUUUUAUAUGAUGCAGAUUACGUCGAGCAACCUAGGGUACCGUUGUCCCUUAACGACUACUGUCCUCUCUGCAUCACUUCUUGUUGGUUGCACCACCACCUUAAUCUUAUUCUGUAGCCAUUUUCACCAGGUGGAAGGAGAUAGAGCUGUUGGUAAAUUUUCACCGUUGGUUCGUGUAGGACAGAAAGCCGGAUCAGAGGUUGUCAAAAUUUCAAUAGUAGCACUUUAUGGUGCCUUAUUUGUUUUAUCACUUGGAAGUGCUCUUCCCUUGACAUGCACUGUUUUUUGCGCCUUGACUAUACCAAUGGGAAACAUGGUUGUUAGCUACGUGGAGAAGAAUUACCAUGAUAAUGAAAAGAUCUUCAUGGCCAAAUACUACUGUGUUCGAUUACAUGCUUUGUUUGGAGUGGCAUUGACUGCUGGGCUAGUUGCAGCCAGAAGAUUUGGUAAUUACACUCCAAGACUUAUAUUUCCAUGAUGCUUCAUUGAAGAUGGCAUAUUUUUACAUGAAGGCGGCACAUAUUGAAGAGAUUGUGGUUUGCUAUCGGCUUCUUUCUGCUCAUCGUUAUUGCGUAACGUGCACUGCCAGACUAUUCAAGUGCUUUCUUGUCGUUGACGUCAUCGAAAAUACAGGUUUUCUCUAGGUUAUGCACUGUAAUUUUUAUAAACUGCUAAAAUUCGGCCUUUUUUUAAUUUUAUAAUGCAGUAUAAUUAUUGGUCUUUA
Molecule: messenger RNA, 1643 nt
Organism: Beta vulgaris subsp. vulgaris (sugar beet)
Lineage: Eukaryota; Viridiplantae; Streptophyta; Magnoliopsida; Caryophyllales; Amaranthaceae
Product: 2-carboxy-1,4-naphthoquinone phytyltransferase, chloroplastic
Exons: 13
Coding region: 204-1397 (397 amino acids)
Biological process (GO): phylloquinone biosynthetic process
Cellular component (GO): membrane
Molecular function (GO): prenyltransferase activity
Source: RefSeq, a predicted model, not a curated record